Arabidopsis thaliana (thale cress) is the source of this 2094-nucleotide messenger RNA. It is a transcript of the gene DTX35, whose product is annotated as detoxifying efflux carrier 35. The transcript has 6 exons. The record is from RefSeq and is marked reviewed. NCBI's taxonomy places the organism in Eukaryota, Viridiplantae, Streptophyta, Magnoliopsida, Brassicales, Brassicaceae. The coding region runs from base 292 to 1692 and encodes 466 amino acids. Gene Ontology annotation, biological process: transmembrane transport; xenobiotic detoxification by transmembrane export across the plasma membrane. Gene Ontology annotation, cellular component: membrane; vacuolar membrane. Gene Ontology annotation, molecular function: xenobiotic transmembrane transporter activity; antiporter activity.
UGUGGAUCUAGUGCAUGGAUUGGUGGAAAGUCAUCGUCAAAUAAUAUUUAAGGAUUUUUCAUUGAAGAAUUAUUAGAGUCCACGAGUAUAUAUUUUAAUUAUCAUUAGCUUCCACGAGGAUUUUUUUCUUUUAUUUUAAAGAAAGAGAAAAUGCAUGAUUCAUGAUUCAACGGUUUGUUAUAUAAACCAACCAUUAAGUCCGCAACAAACCUUGACUCAGAGAGGCAGAGAGAGAGAGAGAGAGAGAUAUAGAAGAGAAGUGAGUGGCGUUUGGUUAAUCAUUUUCAGAAGAUGGAUCCGACGGCGCCGUUGCUUACACACGGUGGCGAAGUAGAGGAGGAUUAUGCUCCGGCGAGGAGCUGGACCGAUGUGAAACGAGUCUUAUCUACAGAGUCGGCCAAGUUGUGGAUGAUAGCUGCUCCUGUGGGGUUCAACAUCAUCUGCCAAUACGGAGUUAGCUCAGUCACUAAUAUCUUUGUCGGUCACAUCGGCGAAGUCGAGCUCUCCGCCGUCUCUAUCUCUCUUUCCGUCAUCGGUACCUUCUCCUUCGGUUUCUUGCUUGGUAUGGGAAGUGCUCUUGAAACAUUAUGUGGUCAAGCAUAUGGAGCUGGUCAAGUCAAUAUGUUAGGAGUUUAUAUGCAGAGAUCUUGGAUUAUCUUGUUCGUUUCUUGUUUCUUCCUCCUUCCUAUUUACAUCUUUGCCACGCCGGUUCUGAGACUACUCGGUCAAGCAGAGGAGAUCGCUGUUCCAGCUGGACAGUUCACUCUUCUAACCAUACCACAGCUCUUCUCACUGGCCUUUAAUUUCCCAACCUCUAAGUUCCUUCAAGCACAGAGCAAAGUGGUUGCUAUUGCUUGGAUUGGAUUUGUGGCUCUUUCCCUUCACGUUAUUAUGCUCUGGUUGUUUAUAAUCGAGUUUGGUUGGGGGACAAAUGGUGCUGCUUUGGCGUUUAAUAUUACAAACUGGGGAACUGCAAUUGCUCAAAUUGUUUAUGUGAUUGGUUGGUGUAAUGAAGGCUGGACUGGUUUAUCUUGGUUGGCUUUUAAAGAGAUUUGGGCUUUCGUUAGACUCUCCAUUGCAUCUGCUGUUAUGCUUUGUCUUGAGAUCUGGUAUAUGAUGAGUAUCAUUGUUCUUACUGGCCGUCUUGACAAUGCAGUUAUCGCUGUUGAUUCCCUUUCUAUAUGCAUGAAUAUCAACGGCUUGGAGGCUAUGUUAUUCAUCGGAAUAAAUGCAGCUAUAAGUGUCCGUGUAUCCAAUGAGCUUGGCCUAGGCCGUCCACGAGCAGCUAAGUACUCUGUCUAUGUCACGGUCUUCCAGUCUCUCCUCAUUGGUCUUGUCUUUAUGGUGGCUAUCAUCAUAGCCAGAGACCAUUUUGCUAUCAUCUUCACAAGCAGUAAAGUACUUCAGCGUGCAGUGUCUAAGCUAGCUUAUCUUCUUGGUAUAACCAUGGUUCUCAACAGUGUGCAGCCGGUUGUUUCUGGUGUGGCUGUUGGAGGCGGUUGGCAAGGCUUAGUGGCCUAUAUCAACUUGGGCUGUUACUACAUUUUUGGCCUUCCCUUUGGAUAUCUUCUUGGUUACAUUGCAAACUUUGGAGUGAUGGUUAGAGAAUUUAGAAAAUGGCAUGAGUUAAGUCAGUUAAUGCUGAAGCUAAAACUUAUGUAUAAUGUUUUCAGGGACUUUGGUCUGGAAUGAUAGCCGGGACAGCGCUUCAAACGUUGUUACUGUUGAUUGUUCUGUAUAAGACAAACUGGAAUAAAGAGGUGGAGGAGACGAUGGAACGUAUGAAGAAAUGGGGAGGGAGUGAGACGACAUCCAAGGAUAUACUUGCGUGAUUGAUGUUUUUUUUUUGUUAAGCUUAGUAGUGACUUUUUGUUUGUCUUUCAUUGGUUUGGGCACCAAAUUGUUCUAUUUAGAGUUUUAGAUUGUAGGAAACUGUUCCAUCAGUUAUGUUUUGUUACUUACUUCCAAAAGGAAAAAUUGCAUUACAAAUGUUAGUUACUUUUCCUCAUGUAACCCAAAUGUAUCAAAAAAAUUUGUAACCCAAAUAAAAUUCCAGAUGCUUGAGAAUAAGCCAUUCUAGUUUUUUCAUCCUGC